AUGUCCGAAGUUUUAAUAACACCAUUUGACAAAAGAGUAGUAGAAGCUAAAAAAAUAGCCAAGAAUGCUAUAAAUAGUUUUCUGGAAAUGUUCCUCCUAUGUCUCGAAACCCCUAUGUCAAAUCAACAAUUUCUGACGGAUGACUUACAUGGUUUUGUUAAUUACCCUAUGAAAACAACUGUUGGCAUCAGCCCCAAGUACACAAGUAAUCGAAAAUUCUUUGCCAAUCUAAUGAACACACCAGCUUUCAAAGAAAUUCUGGCGAAAGACAUAAACAAAAUGCGCUUGGACUUUUAUAAAAAACUUAAGUACUGCGACGAAGCAACAAUGGAUCAAAGAUGCACCACGCCCCAUAACACUCCUGCAUACGGCCAGAUGACACCUGCAAGGUGGUGCGUGGUGAUACGCGGUGAUCGUAUCAAAGCUGAAACUUACUACAGUGAACUGAAUAAAAAGCUCCAGCCCCUGAAGCACAACUUCGGUGACGCCGCUCUAGGAUCAUCUAGUGAGAAGCGAACCUACAGGAAUAAGAUACAAAGAAGGAAAAACAUAUAUGCAGUAAUGUCCAAACAAGAAGAACAUUUAAAGUAUAGACUAUGCAGCAAUGAUGGUCCCAUAUGUGGAUUUAUUGAACAGAUAGAUAAUAAGGCUUAUUAUAGAUUCAAGAAAAUACCUUAUGCUAAACCACCACUUGGAUCUUUAAGGUUUAUUCCUCCAGUUCCUGUUAAGCCAUGGAAUAAUGAAUUGGAUUGUACCGAAGAUGCGCCACCGCCCGCAUCUUUUUUCUUUCAAAAUAAAAUAAUGGGCUCAGAAGAUUGUCUGUAUAUAGAAGUAUGUACUCCAAAGAUUUCACCUGAAGAACUUUUACCAGUUAUGUUCUGGAUAGGAAAUAUUGGAUUCAUAAUUAACAUGGACACAAUUUUGGAUCCAAAAUUAAUUGUCGAUCGUGGUGUCGUCUUCGUGAGAUGUGGUUUCCGGGUGGGCCCUUUCGGGUUCCUUUCUAUUAACGAAUUCCUAGCACCGGGCAACAAUGGGCUUAAAGACAUCGUUAUGGCAUUACAAUGGGUUCAAAGGAAUAUUAAGGCGUUUGGUGGAGAUCCAAACAAUGUGACGCUCUUCGGUAUCAGCAGCGGUGGCUCUAUAGUUCACUACAUGAUGCUUUCUCCCAUGGCAACUGGCCUUUUCCAUAAAGGGAUUAUUCAAAGUGCCAGUGCUAUUAACAACUGGUCUCUAGAAAAAAAUCCAAUACAACCUGUUAUGAAGCUGGCUACCGAAUUGGGAAUAAGAAAAACGGAUAUAGUAGAGAUCGUUAAGGAACUUAAAAGCGUUCCAUACAUGGACAUUAUGAGAGCUUCUCUGAAGUUAAUUGAAAAAUUACAGAACCUAAGCGCAGGUAAAGCGUUCGAUUCUGUCUUCAAACCAUGCAUUGAGAGAGAAUUCGAAGGGGUGCCGGUGUUUCUGUCAAAGAGUCCCUCUAUAAUAUUGAAAUCCGGUAUAGUCAAUAAAGUGCCAAUAAUGAUCGGUGCUAACAACACCGAGGCAAUGGUGCUGGAAUAUUUAGAGGAUAACUUCAACGAUAUCUUUAAAACGAAUAUGGACCCUUAUCGAAUCGUGCCGACUCCGUUGGCGGCGCAAACAUUCGCAAAAAACAUCGACCGAAAGAUUUUAAACUUCUAUUUGGACGGCGCUGACACGUUGCGAGAGGACAAAAAACAACAGUACGUCCAAUUGAUGAGCGAUUAUUACUUCCUGUACAACGUCAAUAAGACAAUUAGAAUACACAAAGAGAUCGCGCCCGAAUGUCCAAUUUUUUUCUACAUUAUCAACUGCGCCGGGGAAUGGAUUGUCCCCAAGUAUUUGGAUUUCUUCAACAAAUCAGGACAUGCCGCCGAGAUACCCUUUCUCUUUCAAGUCACUUUACCAGACGGAAGUAUAUGCAAAGGCAGCCGCGACUCCAUAACGACGAGGCGUCGAAUCAUAAAAAUGUGGACUAACUUCGCUAAAUAUAGCAACCCUACACCGGAUGAAAACGAUUCGCUACUGAAAAUAACCUGGGAUCCCGUCACUAGCAAGGACGAGCUUGAUUAUCUGUGCAUAGGUCAAGAUCUGACGAAGGGCGUAAAUCCGUUCGAAGACAGAAUGCUAUUCUGGGAACAAUUACACAGGGAACAUAAGUUUCUGCGAACAAUAACCCACUUCAAUGAUAUAGGAGUUCUUUUU
This is a messenger RNA of Iphiclides podalirius (scarce swallowtail), 2220 nucleotides long. Lineage: Eukaryota; Metazoa; Arthropoda; Insecta; Lepidoptera; Papilionidae. The record is from the annotation of a GenBank genome assembly.